AUGGACCUCCGCCGCCUCGGCUCAUCGCGCGAUGAAGCCGAGCAGAAACUGGCCACGAUCAAGAGAACUCUGGAAGAGGUCCGUCGUGAACCCGAAGGCGUCUCAUACCUAGAAUGCUUUCGGAAGUCCAAUCUACGACGCACCACUAUUGCCGUUUUCCUUCUGUGCAUGCUCUCUGCGGCGGGUGCUUCCUUCGCGGCCUCAUACUCUACCUACUACGCCCAAACAGUAGUCUAUAAUACGGAAAUGUCCUUCAAGAUCCAGAUCAUUCAACAGGUCCUGUCCCUGAUAGGCAACGUCAUCUCGUGGUGGUUGAUUGACAGAGAUCAAAGUAUCACUAGCAGAUAA
Aspergillus oryzae RIB40 is the source of this 348-nucleotide messenger RNA. RefSeq lists its product as uncharacterized. Gene Ontology annotation, cellular component: membrane. The coding region runs from base 1 to 348 and encodes 115 amino acids. Gene Ontology annotation, biological process: carbohydrate transport; transmembrane transport. Gene Ontology annotation, molecular function: carbohydrate:proton symporter activity. The record is from RefSeq and is a predicted model, not a curated record. Lineage: Eukaryota; Fungi; Ascomycota; Eurotiomycetes; Eurotiales; Aspergillaceae. The transcript is spliced from 2 exons.